Molecule: messenger RNA, 1045 nt
Organism: Vitis riparia (riverbank grape)
Lineage: Eukaryota; Viridiplantae; Streptophyta; Magnoliopsida; Vitales; Vitaceae
Product: thaumatin-like protein
Exons: 2
Coding region: 125-904 (259 amino acids)
Biological process (GO): defense response
Cellular component (GO): extracellular region
Source: RefSeq, a predicted model, not a curated record
AGCUCUUUCUUGUCUCCAAAGAUAAGAUUAUCAAUCUCUAAACUUAGAGUACAAUCAAAGGAGAAUGUUUGUUCAACUAUAAAAUACAUGUUCUUUACCUCAUCUUUCACCAAAUUGCAUCAGAAUGGGGUUGCUGGUUUCUUUUGCUGCUUGGUUUCUUUUCCUCUUAUGGCAUUUCAUGUCUCCUGAAAAUGCAGCAGCACAACCGGUUUCCUUGUAUAUAAGCAACAAAUGCCCCUUUCCAAUAUGGCCUGCAACUGCCCCAAACACAGGCCAUCCAGUGAUAGCGGAUGGUGGCUUCAGCCUUCCUUCAGGCCAGACCCGACGCAUCUAUGCCCCACCAACAUGGAGUGGCCGGCUUUGGGCCAGAACUGGCUGCAAAUUCAACUCCAAUUGGCAACCAGCCUGCCAAACUGGUGACUGUGAUGGUCGCUUUGCAUGCAAUGGAACUAUAGGCCUUCCCCCAGCUACACUGGUUCAAAUUUCGCUGCAGCCAGACAAGAGCAAGCCAAGCUUUUAUGAUGUAAGCUUGGUUGAUGGCUACAAUCUCCCUGUUUCGGUCACAACAAAGCCUAGGGCAUCAAAAUGUUCCAUUGGAGGCUGCUUGACAAAUAUGAACAGCUUGUGCCCACAAGAGCUUCAAGUCUUGAGCAACAAUAGGGAAGUAGUGGCCUGCAAGAGUGCUUGCUUGGCUUUCAAUUUGGACAUGUUCUGUUGCAGGAAUGAGUAUGGGACCCCAGAGAAGUGCAAACCAAGCGUCUACUCCAAAAUGUUUAAGGGAGCUUGUCCCUCGUACUAUAGUUAUGCUUUUGAUACACCAGCACCAUUGGUAAACUGUCCGUCCAAAGAGUAUAUCAUAACCUUCUGUCCGUCCAACUGGGGAGAUGAGCAUAUGGGCAUAUAGAGUGUAGAGUUUAUAUCAACUCAAACUUUAUCUUGAUGUUGGUUUUGUGAAGCUUUAAUCAUUCUAAUAAAGCUGUUGAUUGUUGGUUUCUUUGCUAUCAUCAUGGGGUCAUAUCGUUUGUUUUAUGUUCACUAUUAUUUC